AUAGGGUGACUGCUGACUGGGCUACUGGGGUCCCAGUCCCGCUGCCCCUGUGGUUCCCAGCAUGGCCGAAGCCUUUGACCUCCGCCCGAAGAAGGGCGUCAGGGGGGUCUCCUGGACGCGGCAGGAGACCCUGGACCUCAUCUCCAUUUGGGGGGAGGAGAGGGUCCAGCAGCAGCUCAAAGAGUCCCACAGAAACAUAGACAUAUUUGAGAACAUUGCCAGGCAGAUGAGGAAAAGGGCCCAUCGCAGGACGGCGGAGGAAUGCCGCACAAAGAGCAAGUCCCUCCGGCAGAAGUACCACAAUGCGCGGAGUGGGAACGGAGCGGCCGCCAUGCCGUAUUUUGAGGAGCUUCACAGCAUCUUCCAGAAAGAUGCCACCGUUCACCUCAAGAGAGUGCCGUGUGGUGCCACUGUUCAUGCCCUCCCCACCGGGCAGACCGCCACUGCUGAACAUGGCUAUGCUGACCUCCUGGAAGAGUCCUCCCGUGAAAUGUUCACCAGCAACUCAGCUGAUGCUGAGUUAUCUGACUCCCCAGAUCUUGAUGAAACAGUCAUCACCUUAACUUCUGCGGAGCAGUCUCCUGCUACAGCACCCCAGUUUGGGGGACAGGGUGUCCCAGCAUCGCCUGAAGGGUGCAGCAUCCCUGCAUGUUCUCUUACCACUUCAUCAGCAAAUGACAGAAACCACAAAGGUGUCCAGGAGUCUGGGUGCGAGUUGUUGUGGAGUUCUGGGAGAAGAGAGCAAGAGCCUGUGGUGGCCAACCGCAAAGCCACCCUUUCUCCAGAAGCCCGCUUUGCCGAAUACAGGAAGAGGAGAGAGCGGCGGGCGGCGGGGGACAUGGCUGAUCGUCUAAUAGCGCACUCCACGGCACAGUUGAGGGAGCUGCUCAGUCAUUUAGAGCGGGAGGGGAAAGAAUACAUGGAAUAUAGGCGUAAGGAGGAUGAACGCCAGAGGUUUGAGGAUGAAUGUGCCAGAAGGGAUCGGGAACGCAUUACCACCUGCAUUGAGAAACAGACUGGCCUUCUUGCAACCCUAGUAGAGAAAAUAGGACAAUCUCAGGGCUCGGUCAAGGGGAUGAAAGGUUGUGCCCAACAAAAGGGGAAUAUUCCAUCAUCCCAGGAGCAAGACACAGAAAUGGAAAUGAACAGUCGGGACUAUAUAGAUGUAAACCCCCAGCAACCUCCAGGUAGCCAGGAAGAGAGUGAAGCGCCUGGUACCUCUUUCGGGUUUACACCACAAAACGGAGCCAUCCCAGGUUCACACAAGGGGAAGGCAGCAAGAUUUAUCAGGCAUCCCACCCCAUACUCUCCCUGACAUAAAGUGGUCCCUAGUGAUAGUUUUUUUCUUCUUGUUUUAUUGCUUGUUAGCAAGCAUUUUGUUUAGCUCAGUUCUGAUAUGGAUAUGCUCUGCAAUAAGGAAUGUAACUGUCACCCUAUACUCCAGACAUAACUGUGACAUCCAUUCUUUGCUACUGUGCUGCAUGUUCAGCCUUAAUCUUGGUAAACAUUGUUGUAAAUAAAAAUAAGCACCAAAAACUGA
Sceloporus undulatus (fence lizard) is the source of this 1540-nucleotide messenger RNA. RefSeq lists its product as uncharacterized. The transcript is spliced from 3 exons. Lineage: Eukaryota; Metazoa; Chordata; Lepidosauria; Squamata; Phrynosomatidae. Bases 62 to 1315 code for a protein of 417 amino acids. The record is from RefSeq and is a predicted model, not a curated record.